This is a messenger RNA of Hansenula anomala, 1065 nucleotides long. It is a transcript of the gene MET22, whose product is annotated as 3'(2'),5'-bisphosphate nucleotidase. The transcript has a single exon. Gene Ontology annotation, biological process: sulfate assimilation; phosphatidylinositol phosphate biosynthetic process. The record is from RefSeq and is a predicted model, not a curated record. Gene Ontology annotation, molecular function: 3'(2'),5'-bisphosphate nucleotidase activity. NCBI's taxonomy places the organism in Eukaryota, Fungi, Ascomycota, Saccharomycetes, Phaffomycetales, Wickerhamomycetaceae. The coding region runs from base 1 to 1065 and encodes 354 amino acids.
AUGGUUUAUGAAAAAGAAGCUCACAUCGCAAGAAUCGCAGUGCAAAAGGCUGCUUUGCUCACACGCUCAAUCUCUUCUCAAAUCCUUCAAAAUAAAUCAUCUUCAACUAUAACUAAAUUAGACAAGUCCCCAGUGACAAUUGGUGAUUUUUCAGCUCAAGCAAUCAUUAUAAAUGCCAUAAAGGCAAAUUUCCCAUCGGAUGAAAUCAUUGGUGAAGAAGACUCGAAUGAUUUGAAGGAAAAUCCAUCAUUAGCUUCAAAAAUAUCGGAUGCCUUACAAGCAAAUGAUGUUGAAUUUAAUAAAAUUGGUUAUACUAAUGUUUCAUUAGGUUCAAAAUUCGAGUCAGUGGAACAAAUAAGUUCAAUCAUUGACCAAGGGAAUUCUCAAGGUGGUAAUAAAGGUAGGUUUUGGGCAUUGGAUCCAAUUGAUGGUACUAAAGGGUUUUUAAGAGGUGAUCAAUAUGCUGUUUGUCUUGCACUGAUUGAAGAUGGUAUUGUUAAAUUAGGUGUUAUCGGUUGUCCAAACUUACCUGAUAAUUUCGAAUCACCAAAUUAUAAAGGUGGGUUAUUCACUGCUGUUAAAGGUCAAGGCUCUUGGUAUUCAAAAUUAUAUGAUCAUAAAGUUGAUCAAGAUUUUACAAAAGAUUUGAAAAUUUCAAUGAAGAAUGAAUUGGCCUCAUCAUCUGAAAUCAAAGUUUGUGAAGGUGUUGAAAAAGGUCAUAGUUCUCAUGAUGAUCAAUUGAAAAUUAAACAAUAUUUAGGAAUCCCUGUUGAUCAAACAUUGAAUUUGGAUUCACAAGUUAAAUAUUGUGCAUUAUCAAAAGGUUCAGCUGAAUUGUAUUUAAGAUUACCAGUUAGUGCUUCAUAUCAAGAGAAAAUAUGGGAUCAUGCUGCUGGUAACAUUUUGAUUACUGAAAGUGGUGGUAUUGUUACAGAUAUGACUGGUAAAACAUUAAAUUUUGGUGAAGGUAGAAUUCUACAUAGUUCUGGUGUUAUUGCAGGUUCAAAACAAUUCCAAGGUAAAGUUAUUGAAGCUAUAAAAGAAACAAUUUUGAAGAAAAAUUAG